UUGAUUCACUUCUGAGUGUAAUUUAUGAGUAAUAAUGGCUGCCAACUACAGUAACUCUGUUUAUGAAACUUCUGAUUUGAUUCAUGACUUUGCCUGCUCUCCAUGUAAAGAUGAUGGAUUAAAUAAUGAGGCAGAGUUCUUCUGUGAUGAGUGUAAGAAAUAUUACUGCAACAACUGUGUGAAUCUACACAACAAACUGUUCAGAACACAUACAGUGCUAGGAAGACAAGAUGUGAGCAAGUGGUUGGGGUAUGCAGGACUGAGCCCCAUAGAGAUAUGUGACAAACAUGGUGACAAGAAGCUUGAACUGCUCUGUGAGGACCAUGAUGAGCUUUGUUGCCUCAUUUGUGUCUCUCUCACACACAGAAUGUGUCAGAGUAUCAAACAUAUUCCUGACCUUGUGGAUGGACUGAAGAAACAAACAGACUUCAUAAAACUGCCAGCAGACGUUCAAAAGAUUAACCACAGGCUUCAAGAAAUCACCAAGAAAAGGACCCACAACAAAGAGUCCCUCAAAGUCUCUGGAAAGAAAUUGCUUGCAGAAAUCCAGUCACUGAGGAAUCGAGUAAAUGCCAAACUGGAUGAAUUGGAGAAAAAGACAAAUGACAUCUUACAAGACCAGCUUCAUGAGGCAGAUGAUUUUCUACAGGACGACAUUGACAAAUGCACAAACCUCACAUACAAACUAAAAUCUUACCUAGAACCCAUCCAAUCCCAGCAAGAUGACAACUCUUACAUUGCGUACAAGAAAUGCACGGACAAGAUGAGAGAAGCAGAGAACCUGCUAAAGCAACUGUAUGCCAAGCCUAACAAAUCACUUGUAUUUCAUGAAGACCCCAUGAUUGAACAAUUCCUUUCUGGAUUGAACACACUAGAGACACUUGGGAAAAUCUUUGAUGAGAACUAUGUGUAUAAGGUGAAACACAGAUCACAAUACACAGCUAAAACCCAAAAUGAUAAAAGAGGUAGCGCAAUAACCGGUAUAUUCCUAAAAACCGAUAUACGCAAAAUAACCGGUAUAUGUGAGCUGCCUGGAGGAGAGAUCCUCAUAACGGACUACAACAACCAGAAAGUAAAGCUGCUGGACUCCCAGUACCAGGUGAUAGACACAUAUAACCUCCCUAAUUUACAAAGUCAUAUGUGUCACAUUGCAGGAAAUGAAACUGCUGUAACUCUAGGCUACAAUGGUGUACACUUCAUCACAGUGACAGGUAGUACACUGAGUGUAACAAGGAAGCUAACAUUUCCACAUUAUUGUUAUGGUAUUUCCCACCACAAUGGUAACCUCUAUAUAGGAUCCAGCAAAGCAAUUUACCAGUACACAAUGUCAGGUCAGCUGGUAAAAAAGGUAUAUGAAGACAAUAGUGCUGGAGUCACAGUGGGCAGAUUCACAGUGAGCAGGGAUGGCACCAUCAUCUACAUACCUGCUUCAUUUCACAACAAGCUGAUCACCAUUGACACAAGUGGGAACAUUCUGUCAAUUCUUAAGGACCCGGACUUAAAGAGCCCUACUGCAGUGUGUGUGAGUGAUAGAGGACAUGUGUUUGUCUGCUCUUCAAGAUCCCACAUAGUGACACAGGUGGACAAGGAAGGUAAACACAAAAUUACCACAUUGGUCACAAAGGUGGAUGGACUAUGUUAUCCACAAGCAAUAUGGUUUUCAAGACAAUCAUGCAAACUGAUUGUUGGAAGAGAAGGAGAUAAAAUUUCUGUUUUAGAGUUGGAGUAAAAUGAGAAGUUACGAUGGUAAUACGGGAUAAUAUCAGCUGAUUUUACCGCACAUAGCGCAUAACGAUGGGAAAAAUGGGAUGAAUUUAAAACACCAAAAUUUUUCAAAUUGCAUAAAGUGUAUAAUAAUAAAGAGCACUAUCAGCGGACUUCAAUGCUCAUUUGUUUCCAGCAGACGUGUUUUAUGUGACAAUAUAUUUUACCCAUAGUUUUGGGACUUGCUACAUAUGUUUGAACUUUCAUAGUGAAGAAUUCGAGAAUCAACUGGUUUAAACCUCGAAUUUGCUAAGGCCAGCUACAUGUAUGUCAGAUUGCUGACUUUGAAUGACUGCAUCAUUCCUUUUAAAAGUUGGCACUUUUGCUCCGACUUGAUUCAUUCAUUUGCAGGUGAGGACUGUAUUAGGCCGUAAGAACUUUAUCACUUUUUAUGUAAGUUUUACUUCAUUAUUCAUUCGUUUCACGUUGAUGCUGGCUCUGAUGAGGCUUAUAGUUCUAAUUCUGUAAUUGUUGAAAAUUAUUGGGACAAGUAAGAGACCGUAUGUGACUUUAUAAGAAAUUGACUGUGACUACAUAUGUAAGCAACUGUAUUUGAUGAUUAAAUGAAGUAAUUUUAUGUGACAUUAUAUUAAAGUGACUGUUUGUGAUUUUAUAUGUAAGUGACUGUGUUACUUUAUAUUGAAGUGACAGUAUGUGAUUUUAUGUCGAAGUGCAUGGUGUGACUUUAUAUUUAAGUGACUGUAUGUGACAUUAUCUCCCAGUGACUGUAUGUGACAUUAUGUCUAAGUGAUUGUAUGUGACAUUAUCUCCCAGUGACUGUAUGUGACAUUAUGUCGAAGUGACUGUAUGUGAGUUUAUAUCUAAAUGACCUGUAUGUGAUAUUAUGUCUAAGUAACUGGUUGUGACUUUACAUGUAAGUGACUGUAUGUGACUUUAUAUAUAAGUGACUGUAUGUGACUUUAUAUGUAAGUGACUGUACGUGACUUUAUAUGUAAGUGACUGUAUGUGACUUUAUAUGUAAGCGACUGUAUGUGACUUUAUAUGUAAGUGACUGUAUGUGACUUUAUAUGUAAGUGACUGUAUGUGACUUUAUAUGUAAGCGACUGUACGUGACAUCAUAUGUAAGUGACUGCGUGUGACUUAAUAUAUAAGUGUGAGUGUAUGUAUUGAUAUAAUAAAUUAUAACCAGAGUAA
Molecule: messenger RNA, 2919 nt
Organism: Mya arenaria
Lineage: Eukaryota; Metazoa; Mollusca; Bivalvia; Myida; Myidae
Exons: 2
Coding region: 35-1729 (564 amino acids)
Molecular function (GO): zinc ion binding
Source: RefSeq, a predicted model, not a curated record